This is a messenger RNA of Phyllostomus discolor (pale spear-nosed bat), 1379 nucleotides long. RefSeq names its product putative MAGE domain-containing protein MAGEA13P. The transcript has a single exon. Gene Ontology annotation, biological process: negative regulation of transcription by RNA polymerase II. Gene Ontology annotation, cellular component: nucleus. The coding region runs from base 1 to 1038 and encodes 345 amino acids. The record is from RefSeq and is a predicted model, not a curated record. NCBI's taxonomy places the organism in Eukaryota, Metazoa, Chordata, Mammalia, Chiroptera, Phyllostomidae.
AUGCCUGGCAGUGGAAAGAGUCAGUUCCAGGAGCGUAAAGAAUGCCCUGAGGCUCAAAAAGAGGCUCCAGGCCCGGUAGCUGCACAGGUUCCUGUAACUGAGGAGGAAGCUUCCUCCUCCUCUCUUUCUCCUUUGAUCCCGGAGACCACAAAGAUUGUGCUUGCUGCUGGAAUAUCAAGUGUUCCCCAGACUACCCAGGGAGCCUGCUCCUUCCCCCCUGCCACCGAAGCCAUUCCAUCAGGCAAAUUAAAUGAGGGCUCCAGCAGUCAAGAGGGUCCAAGCACCUCACAGGCUCCACCAAAUCCGGAGUCCCUGUGCACAGGAGGGCUGCAAAAGAAGGUGGCUGAAUUGGUGAAAUACCUGAGUAUCAAGUAUGUAUCACAGGAGCCUAUCACAGAGGCAGAAUUACUGGAGAAUGUCAUGAAAGAGCACAAGGAUCACUUCCCUGAGAUCUUCAAGAAAGUCUGUGAGUGCAUGGCAGUUGUUUUUGGCAUUGAAGUGAAGGAAGUGGACCCCACCAGCCACACCUAUGUGCUUGUCAAAAUACUAGACCUCACCUAUGAUGGGAUAGUUAGUGAUGACCAGGGCAUGCCCAAGACUGGCUUCCUGAUACUAAUCUUGGGCAUAAUCUUUAUGGAGGGUAACCGUGCCCCAGAAGAGAGAAUCUGGGAAGUGCUUAAUAUGAUUGGGGUAUAUGCUGGGAGGGAGGAUUUUAUCUAUGGGGAGCCCAGGAAACUCAUUACCAAAGAUUUAGUGCAGGAAAAGUACCUGGAGUGCCAGCAGGUGCCCAACAGUGAUCCUCCACGCUACGAGUUCCUGUGGGGUCCAAGAGCCUAUGCUGAAACCACCAAGAUGAAAGUCCUUGAGUUUUUCACCAGGGUCACUGGGACUGACCCCACUGCCUUCCCACGCUGGUAUGAGGAUGCUUUGAAAGAUGAGAGACAGCGAGCUGAGGCCAGUGCUGCCACCGGUGGUGGUAUUACCACAACAGCUAGUGAAAGUUCCAGUAUCACGUCCAGCAGCUUCAGUCCUGAGUAAAGUUUGAGGCAGUUUCUCCAGUUUUUGAAGAGGAAAAUCAAGAUUCUAUGUGGUGGAGUGUUGAAUUGCAGAUUUUACCUUUUUAUUUUUUAGGCUAUAUUUCAAAUGUUCUUUCUCUUAAAAGAUUAGCUUCAGAGUUUAGGUUUGUGAAUGAUAUUGGUCAUGUAUUUAGUGCUGUUUAACAGGUUUAAGGAUAAGAAUUUUGCUGCUCUGUAAAAUAAAAUGGGGAGCCUUACAUCUCAUUUUGUGAUCAGCAAGAUAACAUGGCAUUGGAAUAGGAACAAUGUAAAAGUGCAGCAAUAAAAAAGAUGAGAUCAAGAAAUUGGGAGAAAAUGUACAAG